AUGAUGUCAGCUGGAUUCCAAUGGGGAAUCAACAACAACAAUAAUAGCACUAGCGGCAGUAAAGCAGGCGAUCAGAUGCAUUUUACAUCAAGCCAACAACAACAUUAUACACCACGAUCAUUGAUUGAGUCUAGUCUAUCUAAGAAAAGGAAAAGAAGAGACGAGGGGGAUACUGAUACUGCUGAUGAUGAGAAACAAGAUGAUAAACAAAGUAAAUCAUUCACCUUGCAUGAUAAAUUGCAUAAUUGUCGAAAACAAUUCAACUUCACUUCGUCUAAUAACAAUACGACAAGCUCACUACACAAGAAUACAACCACAACAGCUACUUCUUUUUCUACGAAGUAUAAACGAAGCAGAACGCCUCGUAUUAUUGGCCAACCAUUACCACCAACACGAAUCAUUGAAACAUUAGAUAAAUCCGACCUAACUAAGCUAAUCUACUCAUUAAUUGACAUCCACCCCGAACUUAACCAAACCAUUUCCAAAAUCGCCCAACCACCAUCUAUUACAAAUAUCCUUACAAUCUUAAAUGCCAAAUAUGAGACUUUAAUCAGUGCCCUACCUUAUAAAUGUGAUGCAAGUUCCGAUUACUCUUAUUUACGAAUCAAACCAUAUCUCGUUGAUUUUUUAAACUGCCUUGAGGAUUACAUAUUGUGGAUUUUGCCACCUAAUCAACAUGAUGAUUUAGUUACAUCGUUGUGGUUUUUGCAUGAACUGACGAAUUUGAUUCAUAAAUUGCCUAAUUUUACAAAUCUGGAGUUUCAAUAUACGAGGAAUUUAACUUAUGAAACGAUUAUUAAUUGUUGGAUUAUUUUAUUCAAUCAAGAUUUAGCUAAUGAUGCCAUUUUCCAAAUUUUCCGCAAACAACGUUCAACUGGACAUAGUAAUGGAAAGGUUAAUGCAGAUGGUGAAGAAGAAGAAGAUGCUGAUGAUGAUGAAUUGAUUGAGAAGUUGAGAGUACAUCAACGCUACUGUUCUAAAUUUGGACAACUUAUUGAAAUUUAUCAAGAGAAAUUACACCAAUACAAACUAGCAAUGAAUGAACAAUAUAACAACAGAUUAGGUAGUGAUGGAGCUGCAACCGGUAGUGCAAGUGCAGUGGGUAAUGGGAAUGGAAAUGGUGAUGGAACGGUUGCUGCAAAUGCAAGAUUGAAUGAAUUUGUCACGGUUGAUUAUUCACAAUAUUCACUUAGUAACCCAUUCAGGUAG
Lodderomyces orthopsilosis Co 90-125 is the source of this 1209-nucleotide messenger RNA. RefSeq lists its product as uncharacterized. The record is from RefSeq and is a predicted model, not a curated record. NCBI's taxonomy places the organism in Eukaryota, Fungi, Ascomycota, Pichiomycetes, Serinales, Debaryomycetaceae. The transcript has a single exon. Gene Ontology annotation, biological process: proteasome localization; nuclear protein quality control by the ubiquitin-proteasome system. Gene Ontology annotation, cellular component: nucleus. Bases 1 to 1209 code for a protein of 402 amino acids.